This is a messenger RNA of Brassica napus (rape), 420 nucleotides long. Its product is annotated as putative F-box/kelch-repeat protein At4g39600. Lineage: Eukaryota; Viridiplantae; Streptophyta; Magnoliopsida; Brassicales; Brassicaceae. The transcript has a single exon. The record is from RefSeq and is a predicted model, not a curated record. Gene Ontology annotation, molecular function: protein binding. Bases 1 to 420 code for a protein of 139 amino acids.
AUGUGUGGGAUAUGGUCGUUACCGCAAGAAGUGGCUAUGAAGUGCUUGGCUCAGGUAUCGAGAGUAGACCUCGCGGCUUUGGCUAUGGCCUCCAAGGAACACCGAUCUCUCAUCGUUUCCCUUGAUUUCCGGCUAUUGAGAUUCCAGAUGCGUUGUCUCGAGUCAAACAUCUACCUGUGGUUGCACAUCUUACCAGAACCGACCCCACGCUGGUUUAUCCUCAACCCCGUGCACCGUCGUCUGAAACCCAUCCAUCUAAAAUCCGACAAGGCUCCUCCGGAAUCAUCGUCCGCUUUCGUGUUGAGGAGUUUUGGGGUGUUUGUUGUCGGUGGACUCGUAAACGGCAAACCCACUUCGGAUGUCUCCUUCUUCGAUUGUUUCGAUAACACUUGGCAGUCUCUUCCGCCCAUGAAGAUAUAG